UAGCCAAUCUUUGUUUGCGUGCUCAAAGACAUAGUCCCAGUCAGCCCUGGACGGUGCCAUUUUGCUGACUUGCUCUUGUCCUUUCUCUCUCUUCCUCUCUCUCUCUCUCCUCUCUUAUUACUUCAUACUAUACAUUAUAUUUGUCUUUCAACACACACACACUUUUUUUCUUUUUAGCUUUUUGGAACUUUCAGACCAUCUCUCUACAUACACUGAACAAUUCAAGAUUCCCGUCUUUUUUACUGUUUGAGUAUUUUUUUUUUGCUUGUUGCAACUACCCCAUGUUUCAAUUUUUUUUCAUUUUUUUUGUUCACUACCAUCUUUGACCCUGUAAAGGAACUAUCUUUAUCUUAAGGGGUUUAAGAUUGUGGGAAAAAAAAAGACUAUCUUGGAAGUGUUUGGACCAUUUUUUUGGUUCUUGGGUUUAUGUUGAUUGACUUGUAGAAGUGUUGUGAGUUUUUUUGGGGUUGUUGGUUUUGUGGGUAUUUGGUCAACCACUUUGGUGUAAUUUGGUGGUGCAUAUUUGAUCCUUUUGGAGGGUCAAAAAGGUUGAAGAUUUUUCUAGGGUUUAUGGAUGAUUAGGUGAUUCUGUUUAAGAUAAAAAUAUGGUUUCUAAAGAUCGCAAAAAAACUACUGGAUCUCCAAAAGUACAAGUUGGAGAGAUAGAUACAAGUGCACCAUUCCAGUCUGUCAAAGAUGCUGUUAACUUGUUUGGUGAAGGUGCAUUCUCAGGGGAAAAACCUGCAAUCAGGAAGCCAAGACCUCAGUCCGCAGAGAGGGUACUGGCAAAGGAAACGCAGCUUCACUUAACCCAGAAAGAGCUGAACAAGUUGAAGGAACAGUUGAAAAAUGCCGAAACCACUAGAGCUCAAGCACUUGUUGAGCUUGAAAGGGCAAAACGAACCGUUGAUGACCUCACAAAAAAACUUAAAAUUGUUUGUGAGUCAAAGGAUUUGGCUGUCAAGUCGACAGAAGCAGCAAAGAGUCAGAUGAGCAAACUUGAAGCACCAACUGAUGGGUCUGUUAUGGGGAAGGAUGGUUCUUGGAAUGUGGAUCUGGAAACUGCAAGAGAGAACUAUAUGGCUGAAAUAGCUAAUCUUGAUAAAGCAAAACAGGAGCUGAGGAAACUCCGCCAGGAUUGUAAUACAUUUAGGGAGGAAAAAACUGGCGCCAUUGAGCAGGCAGCAGAAGCUGAGCGUACUGCCAAAGCAAAUAUGGAAAGAGCUAGUGAGCUCUCCAAGGAAAUAGCAGCUGUCCACGAGUCGGUUGAUCAGCUGAAACUUGCCUGUGUGCAAGAGCGGGAAGAGGAAGCAAAGAUUUAUGCUGAAAAGAAUGUCCAGAAGCAGUCCUACAAGGCUAAACUUGAAGAGUCAGCGGAGAAGUUACGUGCUUUGAGGAAAGAGACUGAUGUGGAUUUAGCCAAGAGUCUCGAAGCACAGUUAGCUGAAAAAAUGUCUGAAAUUGAAACUUUGAAGAAAGAGAUGGACAGCGCGAAGUCUUCUGACCUUGAUAAGGUGAAAGUUGUUACUGCAGAGCUGGAUGAUGCGAAGGAAUCACUGCAUAAAGUCGCAGAAGAAGAGACUACUCUCCAAACCUUGGUGGAGACCCUUAAACUGGACCUUGAGAAUAUCAAGAAAGAACAUUCUGAUCUGAAAGAAAAGGAGGCAGAGACAGAAUCACUUGCCGGGGGUCUGCAUGUCAAGCUCCGGAAAGCCAAAUCCGAGCUUGAAGCAGCAAUUGCAGAAGAAGCCAAAGCAAGAGGUGCCUCUGAAGAAAUGAUCUCUACUCUCCACCAGCUGACCUUGGAGACUGAAAACGCGAAGCUUGAAGCUGAAGAGAUGAAAAUGCAAGCAGAAGUAUUAAAGAAAGAAGCUGAAGCCACUAGAGUGGCACUUGAAGAAGCAGAAAAGAAGCUUGAGGUGGCGAUGGAAGAAGCUGAAGAAGCAAAAUCAGCUGAGGCUAGGGCUCGUGAUCAAAUUAAGAUUUUAUCUGAAAAAACCACAGCUGCACGAACCUCAACUUCCGAGUCUGGUGCUUGUAUCACUUUAUCAAAGGAUGAGUAUGAAUCAUUGAGCCGUAAAGUUGAAGAAUUUGAUAAUUUAGCUGAAAUAAGAGUGGGAGCUGCAAUGGCUCAGGUAGAGGCCGUGAAAGCUAGUGAAAACGAGGCCCUCAAGAAGUUGGAGGCAACUCAAAAGGGGAUUGACGAUAUAAAAAUCGCUACUCAGGAAGCCUUGAAGAAGGCAGAGAUGGCAGAAGCUGCCAAGAAGGCUGUAGAAGGUGAGCUUAGAAGGUGGCGUGAGCGUGAGCAAAAGAAGGCAGCCGAGGCAGCUUCUCGUAUUCUUGCUGAAACACAUACGAACUACGGAUCAUCUCCUCAAAGUUACACAGUUCAGAAGGAGAAACCAUCGGAGAAAUUCGUGGAGUCACCAUCAAAGAUGCACCCACCGGUUGAAACCAAGAAGCAAAACACACAAGAGAAGAUAACGGAAACACGCAAGUUGCAGAAAGCAAUGACAUCAGUGUCAAAGAAGAAGGUAUUGAUGCCUAGUAUCAGUGGCAUUUUCCACAAGAAGAAAAACCAAGUAGAAGGAAGUUCUCCAUCAUAUCUUCCUGGCGAGAAGCCUGUUUGGUAGCACUUUUGCCAUAACAUUUUGUUCAAAAUUUGUGUGGUGGAUAGGAACUUGAUCAUUUUGCCAUGGAUUGUGUGUAUAUCUGAAACCUGUGGAGCAGCAAUUUUCUUUCCCCUUUCAUUUUUAGUA
Messenger RNA from Capsicum annuum, 2759 nucleotides. Its product is annotated as WEB family protein At5g55860. Lineage: Eukaryota; Viridiplantae; Streptophyta; Magnoliopsida; Solanales; Solanaceae. The transcript is spliced from 3 exons. Bases 606 to 2633 code for a protein of 675 amino acids. The record is from RefSeq and is a predicted model, not a curated record.